AACGCUGUAUUUAUCUGUUUGGUUGGUUAGUGGGCGGGGGUAGGUAUUGUCUGCCAUAAAAGUAAUUUAUGACAGGUAAGAACUGUCCCAGAAUCUUCAGGCUGCAUCCCACAAUUAUUUUAAGGGAGUGUGUUGGCUGUUUAAUGGGCUAGCAAAGACUCCGCAUGCAGCUUAGAAUAGGGAAAUCUGGCCCGUUGUUUGUUGCCGACCUUGUUUUUCUUCUAACCCGUCGAUUAAUUGAUUCUAUAUAACUACCUACCUGUUAGAGCGGGUAUGGACUCGUAUUUUAAUCUAGGUCGCAGUUGGUUUUGCUUGUCAUGUUCGCGGGAAGCCUGCGAAAGGAAAUUAGUCACGUGCGACGGCUGCAUCAUGUUUACCCUGUUUGCACUCGUCAAGAAGUACACAAGCCCGUGAAUUGCCCUUCAAUGUAUCUUUUUCUCUUCAUCAAAAUGAUUUGUAAAGUCCACCAAAAUGGACAAUGAAAUUCAUACCAUCCUUGAACUGCCGACCAUUGCCGAUAUUGAGGCCUCGACCGAUGUCCUCAGUAUACGAACCAAUGCCAUCAAAGUGGUUCGAGUAAAGGAACACUUCGCAGUCAAGAUUGGUUAUUCGAUCCCGCCUUUGGAAGCUGAGAACAUGAAAUUUGUUGCAGCCAAUAGCAAUGUUCCCGUGCCAAAGGUUUACGCCAACUUUGUCGAUCCAGAGACCAAGAAAAGAUAUGUUGUUAUGGAUUUCGUCCCUGACCUGCAAAAGUUACUGCCGUCGCUCACCCCAAUCGAGAAGACAGCGAUCAGCAAGAGGAUCAAACAGGCGAUCAAUGAACUGCGAACAAUACCAACACCUGACUACUUUGGGAACUUGAAUGAGACGCCUUACAUUGACGGUGUUCUUUCAACCCCUGACAACAACCCAGUGAUUUCUGGGCCAUUCAAGGAUCAGAAGCAGAUGAAUCAGGGAAUACUGGAGAAACUGGGCCAAACGCAGUCACCACAUUACAUUCGAUUGUUGAAAGAAAUGAUCAACUGCACCCUCAAGAACCAUCGAAUUGUCUUCACCCAUGGAGACCUGCAACCAAAGAACAUAAUUGUGGAGCGAAGAGGGGUCUCCGGUGAUGGAGAUGCAGACUUCAAAGUCACGCUUAUCGAUUGGAAUCUGUCAGGAUGGUACCCCGAGUUUUGGGAUUUUUGCAAUUCAACGUUGUAUUGCCAGAUGAAACCGGAUUGGCUCGAGCUCAUCCCGGACAUAUUUGAUCAUUAUCCGAUAGAAUACCUAAUGAUGCAAGUUGUCUACUCGUCGGUCUUUUACUGA
Aspergillus ochraceoroseus IBT 24754 is the source of this 1308-nucleotide messenger RNA. RefSeq lists its product as uncharacterized. The record is from RefSeq and is a predicted model, not a curated record. The coding region runs from base 472 to 1308 and encodes 278 amino acids. NCBI's taxonomy places the organism in Eukaryota, Fungi, Ascomycota, Eurotiomycetes, Eurotiales, Aspergillaceae. The transcript has 2 exons.